Messenger RNA from Raphanus sativus (radish), 2973 nucleotides. Its product is annotated as receptor-like protein 15. Lineage: Eukaryota; Viridiplantae; Streptophyta; Magnoliopsida; Brassicales; Brassicaceae. The record is from RefSeq and is a predicted model, not a curated record. Gene Ontology annotation, molecular function: protein binding. The transcript is spliced from 6 exons. Bases 105 to 2954 code for a protein of 949 amino acids.
AUGAAGAAACAGGCUUUGCUGAUAUAUUUGUUUUCUCUAAGUUAGCUGUGCAUAAGUCUUGGUCCAAGAGGUGCACAAAAAAAAAUGCUUGGUCCAAGUAAACGAUGCUGACCACGUCACCAAUUAUAUGUUGUCUUCUUCAUUUGAUACGUGAACACCAAAGCUGUAUUGAGAAGGAAAGGAAGGGUUUGUUGGAGCUCAAGACAUACCUGCUGCUCUCAGUGGACAACAUCGGCUUUGAUGAAAAUUUUGGUACUUGGAGUAAUAACACAGUGAGCGACUGUUGCAGGUGGGAGAGAGUUAAGUGUAAUCGUGCAACCAAGCGGGUGACCGAGCUAGCUCUCAACCAACUGUCUUUCUCUCUCCUAAAUCUUUCCUUGCUGUAUCCCUUCGAAGAGCUCCGAAGUCUGAACUUAUCUGGGAACACUUACGGUGGUUUCAGUGCCUUGUUCGAUGAUUUGGAAGGUUAUAAAAGUUUAAGGAGAUUAAGAAAACUAGAGGUUCUGGUUCUCUCUUUAAACAAAUUUAACAACAGUAUCUUACCGUAUCUCACCUCUGCAACAUCACUUACAACUUUGUUUCUUCGGAGUAACGACAUGGAUGGUCCUUUUCCUAUAAAAGAACUUAAAGAUCUGACAAACUUGGAAGUUCUGGACCUGAGUAGAAACAGAUUUAACGGCUCCAUACCAUCACAAGAGUUAGCUGACCUGAAAAAGUUGAAAUUUCUGGAUCUAAGUGGUAAUGAAUUUUCUGGCUCGGAAUUUCAAGGGAUUUGCGAGUUAAAGAAUCUGGAAGAGCUCGACCUCAGCCGAAACAAACUCACAGGUGAGCUUCCUGUAUGCUUAACCACCUUGACUAGACUUCGAGUUCUUGAUCUCUCAUCAAACCAGAUGACUGGGGAAGUACCAUCUGCCAUCAGUAGCCUUGAAUCGCUCGAGUACUUAUCGCUUUUCGAUAACGAAUUCCAUGGCUUCUUCUCUUUGUGUUGGCUUUCUAACCUAUCAAAGCUUAGGGUACUAAAUCUUUAUUCCAAAUCCAAGUCAUUCCAAGUAGAGUCAGAAGGUUCAUGGAAGCUAGAAUUUCAGCUAUAUGUUAUUGCACUAAGGUCUUGCAACUUGGAAAAGCUUCCUCAUUUUCUCCUACAUCAGAAAGAGUUACGUCUGGUUGACCUCUCCAACAACAGAGUUCAUGGAGUAUUCCCUUCUUGGCUGAUGGAGAACAAUACAAAUCUUGAAGUUCUGAUUCUACAGAAUAACUCGUUUACGAACUUCCAGCUACCUAAAUCUGCUCAUAAGCUGCUUCUUCUGGAUGCCUCAGCUAAUGAGUUCAGCCAACCUUUUCCUGAAGACAUUGGGUGGAUACUUUCUAAUGUACGGCAUAUGAACCUAUCAGACAACAACUUUCAAGGAAAAUUGCCAUACUCUCUAGGUAACAUGGAGAAGAUGUAUUACUUGGAUCUAUCUCACAAUGGUUUCUACGGGAAUCUUCCAAGGAGUUUAACAAUGGGUUGUUAUUCAUUGAGAUUCCUUAAGCUUUCAGACAACAAAUUUAGCGGCCACAUUUUUCCAGAGCCAACAAACUUGACUUCCUUGUGGGUAUUGACUUUGGAUAAUAACCAAUUUGAGGGGAAGCUUGGAGAUGGCUUGCUGAACUUGAGCUCCAUAUCUGUGCUUGACUUGUCGAAUAACUAUAUAACAGGUGUUAUUCCUAGUUGGAUUGGCAACCUUUCUACCCUGAGCGCGCUCCUGAUUCCAAACAAUCUCUUAGAAGGUCGACUACCUGUUUCUUUGUUUAACCAGACUGACAUCUUGCUGUUGGACCUCUCUGCAAACAGAUUGGAUGGCCACAUACCUCCACGCCUCAACUCUUACUUGAAACUAUUGUUCCUGCAAGAUAAUAAUUUAUCAGGGUCUAUCUCAGAAGCAUUACUAGAACAUGUCAAAAUACUUGAUCUAAGAAACAACAGAUUGUCUGGUAAUAUCCCUGAGUUCGUCAACAGCCAAAACAUCAACAUUCUUCUUCUGCGGGGGAAUAAACUAACUGGUCAUAUUCCUGUCCAGCUGUGUGGCUUAAGCUCUAUUCAACUUUUGGAUCUUUCUAACAACAGAUUAAAUGGAUCCAUACCUUCAUGUUUUAGCAAUAUAUCAUUUGGUUUGUGGAAAGAAGAUGAGGCGAGUGAUUAUGAUGGCAUAUUAACCUUCUGGUCUGUUGAUAUCUUUGGUGGUAUGGGUUGGCACGGUGACUUCUUUACCGAGGAAGAUUUAGGCAUGUAUUAUAGAUCUAAUAAGCUUGUGCUAGAUCCAUUUAUUGUAGACUACACAGCAGACACUAGGAUCAAAAUUCAGUUUGCAGCAAAGCGAAGAUAUGAUUUCUACAUGGGUGUACCUCUUGGAUUUAUGUCUGGACUGGAUCUCGCUGAGAAUGAGCUAACUGGUGAGAUCCCAGUAGAGCUUGGAGAUCUUGUUAAUAUACGAGCUCUGAAUCUUUCUCACAAUCAUAUAUCAGGUAUCAUCCCAGAAAGUUCCUCCAAUAUGAAGGAUUUAGAGAGCCUUGAUCUUUCCUUCAACAUCUUACACGGCCAAAUCCCGAGCCAGCUUACAUUGCUAAACAGUCUUGCUGUGUUUAAUGUCUCUUACAACAACUUAUCAGGUAUCAUUCCAGUGAAAGGGCAAUUUAGCACCUUUGUUGAAACCAGCUACUUUGGUAAUCCUCUUCUCUGUGGACAACCCUCCAACAGAAGUUGUGAUAAUGACACUUCGAAAGAAACUCCUGCUAAUGUUGGAGAAGACAAAGAUGUGAUUGACAUGGUAUCUUUCUACUGGAGCAUUUUUGCAGCCUAUGUGACAGUACUGCUAGGGAUACUUGCUUCACUCUCUUUUGAUUCUUCGUGGAGCCGAACUUGGUUUUCUGUUGUUGAUGGGUUCAUCAAUAAAGUGAAAAGUCUGAUAUCAUAGACUUUCAGUCAGGUUCUAA